UCAACCUCUUCAACUAGCAAUGAUUCGAAAUGUACGUGCACCCACAUCCGCGAUUGAAACUGUCCGGGGGAGUGUCACUGGCUAGAAGCACUUUCUUCCUGUUUCACUUCAACGAACUUGGGAGUUAUUCCUUGUAAUUGUGUGAAUGUCGGGGAACAUUAGCUCCACAAAAGUCAUCCAACCGCUAGCGAGCUACUUGCCAGCUGCUUCUAGCAGGCGCUUACGACCCCGGGCUACCUGAACCAGGUAGCUAUAAUGUUGAUCAUUUCCACUCGAUAAAGACUUCCAGUUAGCAGCAGCUGGCUAGCUACUAACGUUAAGUUUGCUAGCCAGCUAUUAUGGGCAAAGGUUAUGCGUUCGCUAGUAUCUGUACAGCUCAAAUGUAUUGCUAACGCAAGGCAGUGAACCAAAGUGCCUGACAACAUCAGAUGAAUAGGUGUGGAGCAUGUGGGCGUCCUGCUGUAACUGGUUAUGUUUGGACACUGCUACGGUGGAGGAGAGCAACAGCCGCACGCGUCACCAGGCCUAUACUAACUCAGGCUACAGCAACUACCCGUCGCCCCCACUCCCGGACCACACGUGCAAAGCCUGCGGAAGCCGCUUCGUCACCCUAGCCAGAAAGCAUGUCUGCAUGGACUGCAAGAAUAACUACUGCGGCAGGUGUUCGGCCCAGCUUGAGCCCCGUCCACGCCUUUGCCACACCUGCCAGCGGUUCCACGGCACACUUUUCGAUCGCACCGAGCUGAUGAAGGUCAAGGUGAAGGACCUGCGCGACUACCUCCACCUGCACAAGGUCUCAACGCAGAUGUGCCGUGAGAAAGAGGAACUGGUGGAGCUGGUCCUGGGACAGCAGACACAGUCACUCUCUGGCCCAAUCGUAAACCCUCUGACCCAAACCGCCACCCAGCAUGAGACAACUCCUCCUCCAGCACACCCCACCACCACCACACCCUCUACACACCCCGAAUCCACCUCCACAGACCAUGCCCCUUCACAGCCGCCACCCACUCAGGAGGACAGUCAGUCCUCAGACACAGAGGAGGUGCUGGUGCCAGGCCGCAGGGCGUCGCUGUCCGACCUGGCCGUGGCAGAGGACAUCGAGGCCCUCAGCGUCCGGCAGCUCAAGGAGAUCCUGGCCCGUAACUUUGUCAACUACAAGGGCUGUUGCGAAAAGUGGGAGCUAAUGGAGAGGGUCACCCGCCUCUACCACGACCAGAAGGACCUCCAGAAUCAUCUGGUUUCAAGUACAAACGACGGCACAGACCCCAGCGGUACCCCUGGCCAGGAGGAGAACCUGUGUAAGAUCUGCAUGGACUCUCCCAUUGACUGUGUCCUGCUGGAGUGUGGCCACAUGGUCACCUGCACCAAGUGUGGCAAGCGGAUGAACGAGUGCCCCGUCUGCAGGCAGUAUGUGGUGCGGGCCGUUCAUGUCUUUAGAUCCUGAGACCCAAGCCUUGGGAACCCCACCCCCACCUCCCGUAAAUAAACAAGGGACUUCCUUCUUGUGGCCUUACCACCCAUAGACUAGACGAGGGGUAUUAAACUCUUACCCUAUGGGGUCCGGAGCCAGCUGGUUUUCUGUUCUACCUGAUACUUAAUUGCACCUACCUGGUGUCCAAGGUCUAAAUCAGUCUGGGAUUUAGAGGGGAACAAUUUAAAAAAGCAGUGGAACUGGCUUUGAGAUCCAGAGUUGAGUUUAAGGGGACUAGACUAACCACCUCUCCCUCCAGAUCUCCACUGCUCAGAUGGUCCUUGAGACCCUGAGUAGUGGUUCCUCCUGUUGGAGGGACGAACAGGUGAGGUGAACCUCAUUAUCCCUUUGAUAAACCACACAAACCCAAUGACUGGACAUGGGCACUUCCUACUGUUAUUGACUGGACUUCUAUAGUUCAUAUCCCAAGCUGAUAAGGAUAUGUCUUAUUAUUAGAAUAAGAGAGUGCCUGUAUUAAACAGGCAAUACCAUAUUUAUUUAUUUUUCCUUUGGAGACCUGCAUAUAAACACAAACAUUUCAAAGAUUUUGCCGAGUUACAGUUCAUAUAAAGAAAUUGGUCUACUGAAAUAAAUUCAUUGGGCCCUAAACCAUAGAUUUCAAAUUUCUGUAAAGGGGUGCCGCCAUGGGUUGGCAUAGGCCCACCCGAUCAGAAUGAGUUUGUCCCCCCACAAAGGGCUUUUAUUACAGACAGAAAAACUCCUCAAAUGUUAGUGGCCUUUUAUUGUCCCAGCACAAGGUGCGCCUGUGUAUUGAUCAUGCUGUAUAAUCAGCUUCUUGAUAUGCCACACCUGUCAGGUGGAUGGAUUAGCUUGAAAAAGGCAAAAAUGCUCACCCUCAGGGAUGUAAACAAAUUUAUGCGCACAAUUUGAGAGAAGAUUUCUGGGAUCUUUUAAUCAGCUCAUGAAACAUGGGACCAACACGAAACAUGUUGCGCUUAUAUUUUUGUUCAGUGUAUAUAUAAGCACCAAGUGCUCUUAAUAAUGGAUUAGAUUGAUGUAACUGUUAAGAGUUGAACCCCAGUAAAAGGGAAAGCAUUUACAUUAGUGGUUGAGCUGAGAACACAUCCAUAGGAUUUCCCUAUGUGUCUUGUCGAUACUCUGCGCUUAGCAAAGCAGGAACCCCCUGUGGUGGUAUAGUGUAAAAGCCAACCCAUAGACACUGCAUACAUUGUUUAUCAAUGAAGCAAAGCCUGCAGAUGUUCACUCAAUCCCUCUGCUGUAGAAUCAGGUGGACACGCAGUUUUAGUGCUUACGUUUUAGCGUGGUCCCAGAUCUGUUUGUGCUGUAUAGCCAACUCCUAUGGUUAUUGUCACGUCAAACCGAGAGUUCCCUGAAGGAGAGGCCCUUUUUCCACUGCAAACGGCACUAUCUGGCAUACUUUGUAGAAAGACACUACGGGGGCCGUACACCAACACACCACAAGGAGAGAUGACCGCGAAGGUGAAGAGGGACAGAUAGGUCCUGACCAACGCAACAAACCACAAAGGCAGAACUACUACCAGAGGCUUCCGACCAAGGGUUUUGCAUGACAUCGACCAUAGGAUUUGGUUAUACAGCACAAACCGAUCUGGGGACCAGGCUACUUAUGCUGACAGUGGAAGAGAAUAUGUGGAUCAGUGGUCCUUCACUAUUCCAACUAUAUACAAGUGCUUUAUCCUUCCAAUACUCAACUGCUCAUUGUAUUUUUCAGCAUCAACAUUGACCAAAGGCCCUUACACUUGCUAUUGUAUUUUUUUAAAUAAACCAAAAUAAACCAUGUCAGAAUAGCCUGGUGUAUAGCUAAAUCUAGUCGUGCAUAAGCAUAUAAUUCACUAGUUGUGCACUAUAUGCGUUGUCAUGACACACAUACAUAAAAGAUGAGUUGUUGAAAGCACAAGCAGAUCUUUGGCAUUGCCCAAGAUGAAAGUUAAAGCUCUUAAAGACAUCUCAUCCAUUUCGCUAGCCAAGUACCUUAACUCCACAAUGGGACUAUCGUUUUUUUAAACUAACCUCUGACUCUUUCGAGUUGCUAUGAGGUCGAUAUUUUUUUAAAUCAUUAAACCCUUACCGUGUACCUAUGUUUGUCCUCUGUUGCAUGCCUUUCAUUGUUUGCUGAAUACUUUUUAAUAAAACCAAAUACAACAACUGACUGUUUCCUUUUUGAGAUUCAAUUGGCACAUGCGUCAUCGCGCUGAGUUGCCAUCUUAGAGCGACAGCAAUGUGGAAACAGUCGGUGGUUGUAUUUGAUUAACGUUUUAUAAAAAAUGUACACAAAGGGAUUUACACAAAGGCAUGUAACAACAGACAAACAUGUACAUGGUAAAAGGUUAAAUAAUUUAAAAAAAAUGAAGUAUCAACUACAUAGUAGGAGGUUCAUUUAAACUAGUCUGCGCUCAACUGGAUGAAAUCAUUGUGGAGUUGAGGAACUUGGCAACCGUUUGGCAUGAGUCUAAAGGCUCAACAAUGGCGAAAGUAUCUUGAACAAUCCAUUGUCCAUUAUCAGCUAUAGGUAGUAUAACUCCGAUUAAUACAGGUAGUUGAGUGUUUUUGCAUACUCCGGUGCUAAACCUCCAGUCCCUCCCAUCCCAGCUGAACAUAAUGAAAGAUUGUUUGACUCUUAAUAAGUGGCCUUCAAAAACCAGCACCUUUACUCAUGACAGUGAGCACACACUGUACUUUUGAAAAUAAUGUAGCUUUGUGAAAUCGUGUGCUUGCUCGGUUAGAUGGAAAAUGUGUAUUGUCGAGAUGAUAGAGCUGUGUACAUUGCACUAAGCUACAUUUAAAAAAAUGUAGCUUUGUAUUGAAUAAGUAAGGAGUCUGGAUUUGAGAUGGUGCCCUUGUGUCCCAAAUUCUACCCUAUCCCCCAUAUAGUGCACUAUAUAGGGGAUAGGGUGCCUUUUGGGACACCUGCAUUGUAUGAUGAAAGGAAGUGUACUUGACCUAUUUUUCUUUCUGAUAAAUGUUUCUGAUGAACAUUU
Molecule: messenger RNA, 4449 nt
Organism: Oncorhynchus kisutch (coho salmon)
Lineage: Eukaryota; Metazoa; Chordata; Actinopteri; Salmoniformes; Salmonidae
Product: E3 ubiquitin-protein ligase rififylin
Exons: 6
Coding region: 446-1444 (332 amino acids)
Biological process (GO): protein K48-linked ubiquitination; negative regulation of extrinsic apoptotic signaling pathway via death domain receptors; proteasome-mediated ubiquitin-dependent protein catabolic process
Cellular component (GO): plasma membrane; cytoplasm
Molecular function (GO): ubiquitin protein ligase activity
Source: RefSeq, a predicted model, not a curated record